CCAUAUUGUUUUUUUACGGAAUUUGCAUCAGCGUUGUUUCAAGUCUCCGGCAAUCAGACUUUUAAUUAGGUUUAGGAACUGUGAUUGCGUUACAAAUGUGUUGUUGAAAUUAAUUUAAUGGUUACUCUUUAAGUUUCUACGCCCACCAAGUUUCAUAUUAAUUUUUAACCAUGCGGAGGAAAUCUGAAAGGAAGCCGAAAGAAACCAAAGCUAGCCCUGAGAAACCACGCCGAUCUAACAGGAGCUCUAGACGGAGGAAGAAAUCUUCAUCUUCAGAGGCAGAAUCUGAUGUCGCGGAAGUAGAAAGCAGCGAUGAAGAGGUCCCAGUAGCGAAAAAAGGGAGGUCUCGCCUUAGUAAUACUGAAUCUGAAAGUGAAAAACCCCAAGACAGUGGUAGACCGACCAGGCAGAGGCGAGGUCAAGCUGCAGUACAGGAAGAUAAGACUGACUCAUCUUUUGUAGAAGAAGAAGUAGUUGAGGAGACUGAACCUAAGACCCAAAAAUCUGAGGUUGAAACUUCCGAAGAGAAAAUAGCUGCCUCUGUAGAAUCUACGAAUGGCACAGAACUCUCCAAUGAAGUAGAUCAGCCAGAAGGAAAUCAGGGGAGGUCAGAAUCUGUUGAAUCCUCGCCAUCACCAAUCAGGAAGAAAAGAAGGGACACCGUAGAAGAUCAGAAACCAUCAGCAGAUGAGGAAAUGAAUGAGAACGGAAACGACUCCAGUAUUAAGGACUCUAAAAUUAGUGAGGCUGAUGAUGACGAUGUAGUCCAAAUAAAUGCAGAGCCUGUAGAAGAUUUGGAGAGCACUCAGGAUAAAAUCUCCAAUCUAGGUAGGAGUGAAUCUCCAGAGCUUAACUAUAGUCCGGAUAGAACAGAUGCUCGUAAAUCUGGUGGUGUUGACAGUCAACGGGGAGAUAAUACCAGAUGUGACAGUGACUCAGAGAACAGUGAUGGCGAGUCGGGUGCAAGGAAGAGCAUGCAGUCAUCUGUGCGCCAAGUGGAUACAUCUCAGAAGCAGAGGAGUAAGGAUGACCCAAGCGCAGGAGUGGAAAAAGGAGUUGCAGCGCAGGAAGGGCACAAGGACGGAUCCGGGAAACGGGAGGAGAAGGAUGAGGAUGACAUCGUGGAGCUCAAGGAUCUGACUCAAGAUGAUGAUAUUCAGGAAAUAGGAGAAGUGGUUUUGAAGACAUCAGCAGCACCUUUACCUCGAGAUCAGCGGAAGCGACGUUGGGGCACUUGUCGUGCGGCAAAAGUUGAAACUCCUGUCGUUAUUUCAUCUGAUUACUUAAAGACGAUCAUUCCAGAUGUUAAACCAAUAGCAGAAGACGAACUAAACUUCUCCGAUGAAAAAUUAACGGGAGAUGAGGAGGAAGAAGGUGAGAUCAAGACUCCAAGAGAGGCGUCCGAUGACGAACUCAUUUGUGAUCAAACGGUUAUCUUGGACGAAGAGAAACCAACGGAUAAGAAGGACAAAGAUAAAACUGAAAGAAAAAAGAGUGAGAAGCAUGACAAGGAUGCAAAAUCAAGUGAUAAGAAGAGAGACUCAAAGGAAUUGUCCAAAGCAUCGCCUGCUGAAGUCAACAAUAAAGGAAAACAAGUUGUGCGGAAGAUAUCAAUCGUGUCGGAAGAAGCGAAGAAACUUGCAAGGCCACCGACUCCUUCGAAGAAUGUUCCAUCAUCAGUCCUUCUUAUCACAAAUCUAGUGCGACCAUUCACAAUCAUACAAUUAAGAGAGUUGCUCCAGCGAACAGGCAAGAUCCAGGAAGGUGGUUUCUGGAUCGACGCUAUUAAAUCAAAGUGCAUUGUGGAGUUUGAAAACGAGGACCAGGCUGUAGAAACGAGGCAUGCUUUACACGAUGUUCGCUGGCCAGUGAGUAACCCGAAAUUGUUGCACGUGGAUUUCUGUAAGAAGGAAGAUCUCAUCAAGGCGCAAGCUUCAACCGCGGACAGUGCUCGUAAAAUGGAGAACAUUCUCGCUGAUCCGUACGCAAUUAAAAAAGCUAAAGGAAAUGCACCGGUGAGAGAGUGGGAUGUCGGGAAGCCAUCGUUCCCCGACGAAAUAUUGAGUAACGAACGGUCGAAAGGAGGCCUCCGAGGUUUUGACGAUAUCAAAGUCGAAAGAGAUCGGGAGAGAGAGCGUAAAGAUAGGAUAAGAGACAGAGAUAGAGACAGAGAUAUAGAUCGAGAGCGUGAGAGAGACCUUGAAAGGGACCGAGACAGAAAGAACCGCAAAGACAAGAAUCGGAGAAGCCGUUCGCCUGGAUCUCUUGAACCUCCAGUUCGCCGCCAAAGGAGAAAAGAUGACGAAGCACCGGCCAAGUUACUGGAUGAUUUGUUUUGUAAAACGAAGACUUUGCCUUGUAUUUACUGGCUCCCACUCUCUAAUGAACAGAUAGCAAUGAAAGAAGAGCAAAGGCGGCUGCACCUAGCAGAGUUCAACAAGCGAAUGUCCGGCAAGUCGUCGGACAAAGAUAAAUUCGAUCGAGAUAGAGGGAAAGAGUCCACCCGCGAUCGGGAUCGGGACUCACGGCGAAAGGAUCGAUCGCGCGAUAGAGACCGCAAAUAGUCAUCAAAGUGAAUGGAGUAGACAGGAUCAAACAUCAUCCUUCGGGUGGAAGCCCUGCCCAGAGUCAAAGAUGAAUUGGCCUUGCAGACUGCAAUUGGAAGCUAGAGAUAUCUAGGUGCAUGGCUUGGAAUGGAAGGGUAAAGCAAUAAUAUGGUUCUUAAUCAUCAUAUCUAGCCAGAUCCUCUCUCUCCUCCUCAAUUCCUUGUCUCUCCUCUCCUACUUCACAGAUUUCUGCGGUGUAUGCGCAUUCCAUGUAGCUUUAUAUGGUCUACGCAUUCACCCUUUACUGUCUUAAGAAUCCCCAAGCUUAAUCCUUCUACUUUCUUUGUAUUUCUCAUUACCCUUAGGUCCAACCUUUCGUUAUGUACAUGUAUAGUUUUAUAUAUUCUUUUAUCCAUAUGUACAUGAAUUUAUCCUUAUCCUCAUUUUCGUUACUCCUUUUCCGCUAUCGCAAAGGGAAUCAGAAAGGUCUUACUGCUAAUGUGAACUGUUAGAAACAGCUUACCUUGUCUUUUCAAAAUGGCAGAGGAGGCAGACAAUUAAAUUGGGCAUUUUAUCACUGGUUGAUAAAAUAAGUUUAUGGUGGAAACUAAGCUGAAAUUUUCUCCUCUGAUACUACAUUUUUGUAGUUUCCUCGUAUUUUCUUUCUUUCCAUUUUUUGUUCAUUUUUUUGAAAAGUUGUCCAGUCUUAAGGUACUUGUAAUAGGACGCCUUUUUUUCUUUUUAUAUAUAUUUAUCACUAAUUAGGUACUCAUGAAAUGUCUAAUUUUACUGUUUGCCUGGGGAAGAAUAUCCUCCCUCUCUCAAUAUUCGUUUUUAAAGAUGACGUAAGCAAGAUUUCUCAGCUCGCUAUUAGUACAUGAGACUUAAAAUGAUGAUUUUCAGCGAUUCAUGUUUGUUUGCAGAAUAGUCUUCUCUCAGAGAUUGAAACAUUUGAAAAGGAAAAUCACUUACCACUAGUCUCAAUGAAAAAGCUCAAAGAACAAAUUUUUUCGUCGAUCUUGAUACACACAACUGACAUAUCAGAAUGCUGUUGAUUCAGUAGAAAAGCCAAAGGCUGAAAUCCAAUUAAAGAAGUAGAGUUUGUAAGUGAGACGAGGUGUUUCAGAAAUUAAACUACUUUUCCAAGGACCUGAAAUAUAUCUUAUGGGUGGGGUUUCAUUUCUCCCUUGGCCUUGUGUUCCCGAUCUAAGGAUAGGCUUUGCAUGACUGCUUCCUCCUGUCCCUGCUUGCACCUCUUUAUUUUUCAGGAUUUAUAGCCUAUCUUUUACAGGAUUCGCCCUCUCACUCGCCUCAACUGACAGCUUCUGGAGUUGUGUUAAAGAUAACGAGUUGGAUGUGUUAAUCUAAAUAUUGCGCAGUGUACGUUUGCUAGCAGGGUUUAUUGCAGAUAUCGCGACAGUGAUGAUGCCAGCUAUCCCGCUGAAUUUUGUACUCUCAUCAGCAUUGCAAAUCGGUGUUGCCAUUUAAAGUGGUUUGAAUUCUGUUCACCGAUUGUUUCUUUACACCAACCCCAUCAAAUUCUCUAAGAUAAUGGACUCAUGAAAUUUUAUAUGUAUGACAAAGAUUUUUUGGGCCGUGUAAGAUGUGUACAAAAUUCACAGAAAUCGAGGAUCACAACUUUAAUCAGCAGCCUGCAUACUUGUGUAUCCCAGGUAGCAUUGAUAAUUUUUGACUUUCUGCAAAACUGAAUGGAAGCUUAACUGUUGUGUUUCCAUAUCAUUUCUUCGAAGCGACUUACUUUUCAUCAUGAGAAAAGCAAAAUAGAAUUUAAGUGUCGCGCCUAUGGGUGCACAUUCUGAAAUGAUUAGCACUACAUUAGUCGAAGGUCAUUGCACAUGAUCCUUUGAGAUCUUUUUUGUAUUUUGUUCAAUUAUUUUUCAUACCAAUUUUUUCUGUUUAUGAUAAAAUGUGUUGUUAAUGCUUUUAGGAAACCAAUUUUGCUCGAGUGAUUGCAUGUAAAAACUUUCUAUUUUCAAGCAGAGCAUAAAAUAAAAGAUUUCACCCUAA
This is a messenger RNA of Bemisia tabaci, 4574 nucleotides long. RefSeq names its product apoptotic chromatin condensation inducer acinus (gene Acn). The record is from RefSeq and is a predicted model, not a curated record. Gene Ontology annotation, cellular component: precatalytic spliceosome; ASAP complex. Gene Ontology annotation, molecular function: RNA binding. Lineage: Eukaryota; Metazoa; Arthropoda; Insecta; Hemiptera; Aleyrodidae. Gene Ontology annotation, biological process: RNA splicing.